AGCCCACUCCUCUCUGCAGUAUGCAUGUUCGUCAGGGAAUCCGCGACGCGCUCACGUCCCAGCAGUGUACUUCAUCGGCCAGAGACCAUCAACUCAAGAGUCUAGGAUAAUAAAAUUGGAUGUGGCAGGCGGACCGGAGGCGGAAAGCCCGGAGUUACCGCAGGAAUACAGUACUACUAAGGGAAUACAGGCUGGCUCUCUCCUCUGAACGUGGACAAUCAUGCAUGUGCUCUUCUGGGGCUUGGGGUUCCUACUAUUCCCUGAUUUCUUGAAUGUAGUCGCAUCUACGGGGACAUUGCUUUUGAAUUCAAGCACGGUAAACGAGGAGGUCGGCGCUUAUGAGAUUGUAACACCGGUGCGAGUGAAUGAAGCCGGUGACAAGUUUCCAACCAGUGUGCACUUCAAAAGGAAAAGGCGAAGUUUGGAUGAGGGCACAGGCAAUAGCACGGAUCACUGGGCCUCGCCGAAUAUCCACUACAGGAUAUCUGCUUUCGGACAGGACUAUCACCUCAACCUGACGUUGGAUUCGGGAUUUAUCGCACCUCUCUACACUGUGACAAUACUUGGAGUAGCCCGAGGAGAGAACGUAACGGAUUUUGCAGCAGAUGAGAGAGAGGAGGAGGAGGAGGACACGGAGUUAAGGCACUGCUUUUACAAAGGACAAGUAAAUGCACAUGCAGAGCACGCCGCAGUCAUCAGUCUGUGCUCUGGACUGCUCGGCACUUUCAGGUCUCCAGAAGGGGAGUAUUUUGUGGAGCCCCUUCACAGCUAUCAAGGAGAACACUAUGAAGAGGAACACACAAAACCUCAUAUUGUAUACAGGAAAAGUGCACCCAAGAAACAGACCACUGAGGAGACCUCAGCUUGUGAUACUUCAGGACACAAACACAGACAUAAGAGACACAAGGUGAAAAGAAGGACAGCGGCUGGGGUCAGCACUGUGGUUAAAGCAGUCCCUGUGGUCAGUACUGGUGUAUUCAAUGACCUGGAGUCACUGAGCGCUGGCCUGGCCAGCAAUGCUUUGCUCAGAUCACAGCAUGGCAGUGCUAGCGCUAGACCGUCAAAUGAUAGCAGCGGUGACUCAGGACCUCACAGGAGAUCAAAGCGCUUCCUCUCCUACCCGCGCUUUGUUGAAGUUAUGCUGGUGGCCGACAGCAAAAUGGUGGAGCAUCACGGCAGCAACCUACAGCACUACAUACUCACGUUAAUGUCUAUAGUGUCUUCCAUAUACAAGGACCCCAGCAUUGGAAACCUGAUUAACAUUGUGAUUGUAAAGUUAGUUAUAAUAAACAAUGAGCUGGAUGGUCCAGUUAUUUCAUUUAAUGCACAGACCACUUUAAAGAACUUCUGCAUCUGGCAGCAGAGUCAGAACGUCCUGGAUGAUAACCACCACUCCCAUCACGACACUGCCAUCCUAAUCACCAGGCAGGACAUCUGUAGAGCGAGGGAUAAGUGUGACACCUUAGGACUUGCAGAGUUGGGGACCGUGUGUGAUCCCUACAGGAGCUGCAGCAUCAGUGAGGACAAUGGACUCAGUACUGCAUUCACCAUUGCCCACGAACUUGGACAUGUGUUCAACAUGCCUCACGAUGACAGUAACAAGUGUAAGGAGGAUGGAGUUAAGAUUCAACAACAUGUGAUGGCUCCCACACUUAAUUACAACACAAACCCUUGGAUGUGGUCCAAGUGUAGCAGGAAGUACAUCACAGAGUUCCUUGACACAGGAUAUGGUGAGUGCUUGCUCGAUGAGCCCGUUUCUAGACCGUACGCUCUCUCGCAGCAGCUGCCCGGGCGGAUAUACAAUGUCAAUAAACAGUGUGAAUUGAUAUUUGGGCCGGGAACGCAGGUGUGCCCUUAUAUGACCCAGUGUCGAAGACUAUGGUGCACAAGUCCAGAGGGCGCCCAGCGGGGCUGCAGGACUCAGCACAUGCCGUGGGCAGAUGGCACCGACUGUUCACCUGGAAAGCACUGCAAACAUGGGCUGUGUAUAGCCAAAGAGCACGAUGCCUCACCUGUUGAGGGAGCGUGGGGAGUCUGGAGUCCUUUUGGCACCUGUUCGCGGACAUGCGGCGGAGGCAUAAAGAUUGCCAUGCGCGAAUGCAACCGACCCGUGCCCAGAAAUGGAGGAACGUACUGUGUUGGUCGCCGGAUGAAGUUUCGUUCCUGCAACUCUGAGCCCUGCUCCAAGCAGAAGAAGGACUUCAGGGAGGAACAGUGUGCUGCUUUUGACGGCAGGCACUUUAACAUCAAUGGUCUACCUCCAAAUGUUCGCUGGGUGCCCAAGUACAGCGGAAUUCUGAUGAAGGACAGAUGUAAGCUGUUCUGCAGGGUUGCAGGCAGCACAGCCUACUAUCAGCUCAGGGACAGGGUCAUUGACGGCACGCCAUGUGGACCCGAUACCAACGACAUCUGUGUCCAGGGCCUGUGCAGACAGGCGGGCUGUGAUCAUGUACUCAACUCUAAAGCCAGGAGGGACAAAUGUGGCGUAUGUGGAGGCGAUAACUCUUCCUGCAAAACUGUAGCAGGCACCUUUAACAUUGUACGCUAUGGCUAUAACGAAGUGGUGCGAAUACCAAGUGGUGCUACAAACAUAGAUGUGCGUCAACACAGUUACUCAGGGAAACCGGAGGAUGACAACUACCUCGCCAUAUCAAAUAGCCGCGGAGAGUUUCUGCUUAACGGGGAGUUUGUGGUUAGCAUGUUCAAAAGGGAAAUCAAAGUAGGAAAUGCCAUCAUCGAGUACAGCGGUUCCGACCAUGUCAUUGAGAGGAUCAACUGUACUGACCGCAUAGAAGAGGAAAUCGUUAUCCAGGUGCUUUCUGUGGGGAACCUUUACAACCCAGAUGUCAGGUAUUCCUUUAACAUUCCCAUAGAGGAUAAGCCUCAACAGUUCUUCUGGGAUGCUUAUGGGCCCUGGCAGGAGUGUAGUCGUCUGUGCCAAGGAGAGCGCAAGCGGAAGAUUCUCUGUAGCAGAGAAUCGGACAGGGUGGUGGUGUCAGACCAGAGGUGCCACGGCACAGCGAGACCUGCUGUCAUCACUGAGCCAUGCAACACUGAAUGUGAACUUAGAUGGCACGUUGCUCGAAAAAGUGAGUGUACAGCCCAGUGCGGCCAAGGAUAUCGUACCCUGGAAAUAUACUGUGCCAAAAUCAACCGUGCAGACGGCAAGACCCAGAAGGUUGAUGACCGCUACUGUAGCGGUCAGCGCAAACCUGAUGACAAGGAAGGCUGUCACGGAGACUGUAACCCGGGUGGUUGGGAGUACUCAUCCUGGUCGGAGUGCUCCAAGAGCUGCGGUGGAGGAACCCGCCGUCGAGGGGCAGUGUGUCGAAAGGCAGCUGAGGCUGGUGGCGAUGAGAGCAAAUGCAGUCAAAGGGACAAGCUGACCGUCCAACCCUGCAAUGAAUUCCUCUGUCCGCAGUGGAAGACUGGAGACUGGUCUGAGUGCCUUGUGACAUGUGGUAAAGGCUACAAGCAUCGUCAGACGUGGUGUCAGUUUGGUGAGGACCGUCUAGAUGAUCGCUUUUGUGGGUCGUCUAAACCAGAGUCAGUGCAGACGUGCCAACAGCAGGAGUGUGCCGCUUGGCAGGUUGGACCUUGGGGACAGUGCACUACCUCUUGUGGGCCAGGCUACCAGAUGCGAGCAGUGAAGUGCGUGGUGGGCUCUUAUGGUGCCGUCAUGGACGACACCGAAUGUAACGCAGCCACGCGACCCACUGACACCCAGGACUGUGAAAUAGCCCAGUGUCCCAGCAGCCACCCUGUUCCCCCAGGGACCAAAGUCCCUUCCCACCCGGGCCACAAAACCCAGUGGCGAUUUGGUUCCUGGACCCAGUGUAGCGCCAGCUGUGGCAAAGGGACACGGAUGCGCUAUGUGAGUUGCCGUGACGACCAGGGCGGCGUGGCCGACGAGUCGGCAUGCGCCCACCUACCAAAGCCUCCUUCAAGGGAAGUGUGCACAGUUGUGGCAUGUGGACAGUGGAAAGUGCUGGAAUGGACAGUGUGCUCAGUCACCUGUGGCCAGGGAAAGACGACGCGACAAGUGCUGUGCGUCAACUUCAGUGACCAAGAAGUGAACGCUAGUGAGUGUGACCCAGACGACCGUCCUGCCACAGAGCAGGACUGUGCCAUGUCUCAGUGCCCGUCCCGCUCCAGUGAUUCCCGACCUCCGUCCUCACCAAACACCAGCACCAGGAACCUGCCACGUAGCCAAUCCCACCAAUGGCGGACUGGACCCUGGGGCGCGUGCUCCAGCACAUGUGCAGGAGGCUUCCAGCGGCGUGUGGUAGUGUGCCAGGAUGAGAACGGCUACCCUGCCAACAGCUGUGAAGAUCGCAGCCGACCCAGCGAGCAAAGAUCCUGCGAAUCGGGGCCAUGUCCACAGUGGGUGUAUGGCAGCUGGGGAGAGUGCACGAAGCCAUGCGGAGGUGGGAUAAAGACAAGGCUGGUGGUGUGUCAGCGUCCAAACGGCGAGCGUUUCAAUGAUCUGAGCUGCGAGAUCCAUGACAAGCCCCCAGAUCGUGAGCAGUGCAAUACUCAGCCAUGCCCGUCUAACCCCCACUGGAGCACAGACCCAUGGACCUCGUGCUCAGCCUCCUGUGGAAGAGGCUUCAAAUCCCGCAAAGUGAGCUGUGUGACCCGGUCAGGACGCCCUGUCCCAGAGGAGUACUGCCAGCACGUGUCGUCCAAACCCAGCGAGCGGCGCCGCUGCAGAGGUGGACGAUGUCCUAAGUGGAAAACUGGCAACUGGGGGGAGUGUUCAGCGUCCUGCGGCGAUGGCAUCCAGCAGCGGGAGGUGUUCUGCCAGUUUGAAGACCAACAGAGCUCGCAGGAGACCGGCUGUCCCCAGCGCUCCCGACCAGCGUCCAGCCAGAGCUGCCGGGUCACCGACUGUCCCUCUCGCUACCGGUGGAGAGAGGAGGACUGGCAACCGUGUAGUAAGUCGUGCGGAUCGGGUCGCCGACAACGAGCCUUGAAAUGCGUGGACCACAACCAGCGGGAGGUCCACGAGAUGUACUGCGUGAACCAGAUCAGACCCCCAGAAAUAGAAAGCUGCAACACCCACGCUUGCGAAUUCAUCUGGAUUACAGGGGAAUGGACUGAGUGCUCAGCCAGCUGUGGCCAGGGCUACCGCCAGCGUCUGAUCUCAUGCAGUGAGGUGCAUGUGGAGAAUGACAACUAUGAGUAUGGCCAUCAGUCUUUGUCCAACUGCCCUGGGACCCCUCCUGAGAGCUACAUGCCUUGUAAUCUGGGCCCGUGCCCUCUGCUGCAAGAAUGGAGGGUUGGAAUCUGGGGACCGUGUUCAGUGACUUGCGGAGAUGGAGUGACUGCGAGGACGGUGCAGUGUGUAUCAGCUGGUGGUCAGAAAAGCGACGAGUGUUCCCCAGAUGUAAUGCCAGGAGCCAAAAAGGUCUGCAGGAAUCCAAACUGCCGUUUGCCUUCUAGCUGUCAAGAGAUCCAGACCAUGAAUGGCCCCAUGCCAGACAGUGAGCAUUUUCUCAGCAUACAAGGCAAAACACUCAAGGUCUUCUGUGCUGGAAUGCAGACAGAGGCUCCGCGGGAGUACAUCACCUUGGCGACGGGUGAAGGGGAGAAUUUUUCAGAGAUCUUUGGCUUCAGGCUCAAUGACCCCACCCAGUGUCCAGCCAAUGGCUCUAGAAGAGAAGAUUGCGACUGUCGAAGAGACUACAGUGCCGCUGGCAUCACCACCUUCUCCAAAGUCCGCCUGGACCUCAGCAAGAUGAACAUCAUCACUACAGACUGGCAGUUUGCAUUUACCCACCAAGGCAAGAGUGUUCCAUUUGGUACAGCUGGAGACUGCUACAGUGCCGUUCCUUGUCCGCAGGGCCGCUUUAAGAUCAACCUGUCAGGAACAGGGCUCAGGCUAGCUGACGACACCUCUUGGAUGUCCCAGGGCACCUUUGUAGUGAAGACGAUAAAAAAAUCUCAGGAUGGCAGCAGAGUGUCAGGAAUGUGUGGAGGCUAUUGUGGUAAAUGUAUACCGUCCUCUGGUCACAGUCUGCCCAUAACAGUGGAAUGAACACAACGCCAUCAAACAGUGUUGUGUUCAGGUGCUCAUUGUGUGAACAUGUCCCUCCUUGGUGCUACAGCCAACUUUGAGUUCAAACUGUUCCAAGCAACCUCUUUUUCCUCCUGUGUGUUUAUAGCGUAAUUUAAAAU
This is a messenger RNA of Neolamprologus brichardi, 6180 nucleotides long. It is a transcript of the gene adamts9, whose product is annotated as ADAM metallopeptidase with thrombospondin type 1 motif, 9. Gene Ontology annotation, molecular function: zinc ion binding; metalloendopeptidase activity. The record is from RefSeq and is a predicted model, not a curated record. Gene Ontology annotation, biological process: extracellular matrix organization; proteolysis. Lineage: Eukaryota; Metazoa; Chordata; Actinopteri; Cichliformes; Cichlidae. Gene Ontology annotation, cellular component: extracellular matrix.